AAUGCCGAUCGCGUUUUUCCCCCCGUGUGUGUAUUCCAAAGACAAUAACCAAACAACGCGAAACGCGCAGAGAAUAUCAUUUAUCGCGUAAUCGCGUACGAUUUUUCACCACUGCGGACUGUGCGUAAAAUUGUUUUUGUUUUCGUUUUUCGCGUGUGUCUUUCACGUCGGCCGCUAAUGGUGGUCGCGUCGUGAUAAAAUAGCAUCAACAAAAACAACGUCGGCGGUACGCGCCUAAUCACAACACUAGUCCUUCUCAAACCCGUCGUGUCGGCGUCCGAUGUGAUAUUCAACGUACAUAGCCAACGAAACACCGGGAAACGCAAUGGCAUCGGACGAGGAAGUCGAGGAGUCUUUUACCGAAGAAUAUGAUGACCCAUCUAGUCGUGUAGAAAAUUCAUUUGAUUCCGAGGAAGAAAAACGAAUAGAGGAGGAUGAUGAUGAAUAUGAUCCUGAUGGUCGUAAAAAAAAACGGGGUAAAAAACGUAAAGCAAAGAGUGAUUCUAAAAAAGAAAAGAAAAAGAAGAAACGAAAAAGGGGUGGCGAUAGUGCUGAGGAGAGUGAUUUUGGUAAUUUUGAAGAAGAAACUACAGCUGCUAAUGAUUCAGAUUAUUCUAACCGAAAAUCUAAGAAAUCUAAAAAUUCAUCUUCUAAACACCAUCAACCAAGCACGUCUCAAGAUAAUAAUGGCACUGGAAUGCCAUCAGUCGAGGAAGUCUGCCAAACAUUUGGUUUACAAGAUGUAUCCAUUGAGUACACAGAUGCAGACUAUCAAAACUUGACAACUUAUAAACUAUUUCAACAACAUGUUAGGCCUAUUCUUGCUAAAGAAAACCCAAAAGUUGUAAUUGCUAAAAUGAUGAUGUUAGUAUCUGCAAAAUAUCGUGAUUUUUGCCAACAAAACCCUCAUCAAGAACAACCAGAUUUUGAACUAGAAUAUCAGCCUAAGAGUUCUACAUCAAAACACAAGGUAUGUGAAGUAAAAUCUAGAUCAGUGGAUGAAUUAGAUGAGUUAGAGGAAGAAGAAGAAGAAGUAGAAGUCGAAGAAAAAAAGAGUAAAAAACGAAGUAAUCGUGGAAAACGCAGUGGUGGAAGUGGUGGAAAUAAAAGGAAUUCUCAAGGAUCUACCUCUAAAGUUCCCACAUUAAAAAUUAGGCUUGGAAAACGCAAACAAGCAAGUUCUGAUGAUGAUGGAGAAGGUACAGCAGCUGGAGAUACUCAAGGUGAUUCUGAUGCUGAGUUUGAACAAAUGUUGCAAGAAGCUGAAGAAGGUGCAGCUGCUGAAGCUGAAGCUGCUGAAAAGAAAGUAGAAGAUGUCGAUACUCCUAAAAAGAAAGCAAAAACUAAAAUUGGGAAUAAGUCAAAAAAGAAGAAGAAAACUAAAAUGACUUCCAAAUUCCCAGAUGGUAAUGGUGAUGGAGAAGAUGGGUAUGAGCAAACCGAUCAUCAAGAUUACUGUGAAGUCUGUCAACAAGGCGGAGAGAUCAUCUUAUGUGAUACUUGUCCUAGAGCAUACCAUCUUGUUUGUUUGGAUCCAGAAUUGGAAGACACUCCUGAAGGAAAAUGGUCUUGUCCACAUUGUGAAAGUGAAGGUGGUCAAGAGCAAGAAGAAGAUGAACAUCAAGAAUUUUGCAGAGUUUGUAAAGAUGGAGGUGAACUUUUGUGCUGUGAUUCAUGUCCUGCAGCUUAUCAUACAUUCUGUUUGAGUCCUCCUAUUACUGAUGUGCCAGAUGGUGAUUGGAAGUGUCCUCGAUGUUCGGCAAAAACAUUGCCUGGAAAAGUGUCAAAAAUUUUAACAUGGCGUUGGAAACCAUUACCAGAAGAUUCAACUAAGCCAGUUGAUGAACAAACUGAAAAGAUAAAUAGAAGAAGAAAUAAGCAACAAAGACAACGCGAAUAUUUUGUCAAAUGGCAAGAUCAAAGCUAUUGGAAAUGUGACUGGGUGUCUGAAGUUCAAAUGGAAGUUUUUCAUCCUAUAACAAUUCGAAGUUAUAUGCGGAAGUUUGAUAUGGAUGAACCACCUAAAUUAGAAGAACCAUUAGAUGAACUUGACAAUCGGUGGAAAAGACUUCGUGAAGUUGGUGGAGAUCAGUCUGCCUUGGAAGAAAAGUUUUAUAGAUAUGGAGUUAAACCAGAAUGGCUGUUAGUACAUAGAGUUCUAAAUCAUAAGCAUUUAAGAGAUGGUCGAAUGAUGUAUUUAGUAAAAUGGCGUGACUUGCCAUAUAGCUCAUCUACAUGGGAACAUGAAAAUGCUGAAUAUACUGAUUUAAAAUCAUUCAUUGACUAUUACUGGGACUUAAGAGCAUCUUGUGAUCAAUCAAAGAAAAAUAAAAAGGUAAAAGGAAAGAAGAGUAGCAGCAAGAAAGAUUCCAUAGAUGAUGAAGAAACCCCUAAAGCAACAGUUGGACUUACUUGUCGCAAAUUUGUACCAGCACCUGAUAAACCUGUAACAGAUUUAAAAAAGAAAUAUGAAAAGCAACCUGAUUAUGUAGUAGAUACUGGCAUGGAAUUGCAUCCUUAUCAGUUAGAAGGUUUAAAUUGGUUAAGGUAUUCUUGGGGUCAAGGCAUUGAUACUAUAUUGGCUGAUGAAAUGGGUCUUGGAAAAACUAUUCAAACCAUUACAUUUUUGUAUUCCCUUUAUAAAGAAGGACAUUGUAAAGGCCCAUUUUUAGUGAGUGUUCCACUCUCAACACUUAUCAAUUGGGAGCGUGAAUUCGAAACAUGGGCACCAGAUUUUUAUGUUGUAUCAUAUGUUGGAGAUAAAGAUUCUAGGGUGACAAUUAGAGAAAAUGAAUUUUCAUUUGAUGAUUCUCGUUCUGGUGUACGUUGUCAUAAGUUAAAAGGCACUGUUAAAUUCCAUGUUUUACUUACAAGUUAUGAGCUUAUUUCAAUAGAUGCACCAUUAUUAGGAUCAAUUGAGUGGGCUGUACUAGUUGUAGAUGAAGCCCAUAGGCUUAAAAGCAAUCAGUCAAAAUUUUUUAGGCUUCUGGCUGGCUAUAAUAUACGUAAUAAACUAUUAUUAACCGGUACACCUCUUCAAAACAAUUUGGAAGAAUUAUUUCAUUUGUUGAAUUUUUUGACACCUGAGAAAUUUAAUGAUUUAACAGUCUUUCAAAAUGAAUUUGCUGAUAUUUCUAAAGAAGAACAAGUUAAACGUCUUCAUGAAAUGUUAGGACCUCAUAUGCUCCGAAGAUUAAAAGCUGACGUUUUAAAGAAUAUGCCUUCAAAAUCAGAAUUUAUUGUUCGUGUUGAAUUAUCUCCAAUGCAAAAAAAAUAUUAUAAAUAUAUAUUAACUAGAAAUUUUGAAGCAUUAAAUCCUAGAGGUGGUGGACAGCAAGUGUCUUUAUUAAAUAUUAUGAUGGAUUUGAAAAAGUGUUGUAAUCACCCAUACCUAUUUCCUUUGGCUUCUCAAGAAGCACCAACAACAAUCAAUGGAAGCUAUGAAAUUGGUGCUCUUACCAGAGCAGCAGGAAAGCUAGUUUUAUUAUCUAGGAUGCUUAGAAAACUUCAUGAAACAAAUCACAGAGUUUUAAUAUUUUCUCAAAUGACAAAAAUGUUGGAUAUUCUUGAAGAUUAUCUUGAAGGAGAAGGUUAUAAGUAUGAAAGAAUUGACGGUUCUAUAACAGGUAAUCAAAGACAGGAAGCCAUCGACAGAUUUAAUGCUCCUGGUGCUCAACAGUUUGUGUUUUUACUCUCAACAAGGGCCGGUGGUUUGGGAAUUAAUUUAGCAACUGCUGAUACAGUUAUUAUUUAUGAUUCUGAUUGGAAUCCUCAUAAUGAUAUACAAGCUUUUUCAAGAGCUCAUCGUAUUGGUCAAGCUAAUAAGGUUAUGAUAUAUCGUUUUGUCACAAGAAAUUCUGUUGAAGAAAGGGUUACUCAAGUUGCCAAAAGAAAAAUGAUGUUAACUCACUUAGUUGUUAGACCUGGUAUGGGAGGAAAACAAACCAAUUUUACGAAACAGGAGUUGGAUGAUAUAUUACGAUUUGGGACUGAAGAACUGUUUAAAGAAGAAGAGGGUAAAGAAGAAGAAGCUAUUCAUUAUGAUGACAAAGCUGUCGAAGAGCUAUUAGAUCGUUCUAAAAUUGGUAUUGAACAAAAAGAAAAUUGGUCAAAUGAGUAUUUGUCAUCCUUUAAAGUUGCUAGUUACGUUACUAAAGAAGAAGAUGAAGAAGAAGAAGCCAAUACAGAAGUUAUUAAACAAGAAGCUGAGAAUACUGAUCCUGCAUAUUGGGUAAAAUUACUUCGUCACCAUUAUGAGCAACAUCAAGAAGAUAUUUCUCGAACAUUGGGUAAAGGGAAACGAGUUAGAAAGCAGGUUAAUUACAAUGAUGGAGGUGGUGUAGUAGACUCUACUCGAGAAGAUACUACUUGGCAAGAACACUUGUCUGAUUAUAAUUCAGAUAUUUCUGUUCCAUCAGAUGAUGAUAAAGAAGAUGACGACUUUGAUGAAAAGGAUGGAGAAGUUAAAAAACUUAAACGUAAACCUGAAAGAAAAGAAGAUAGAGAUCGGCCUUUGCCUCCUUUAUUAGCUAGAGUUGGUGGAAACAUUGAGGUACUUGGAUUUAAUGCUCGUCAAAGAAAGGCUUUUUUAAAUGCAAUUAUGAGAUAUGGAAUGCCACCUCAAGAUGCUUUUAAUUCUCAAUGGCUUGUAAGAGAUUUAAGGGGUAAAUCAGAAAAAAAUUUCAAAGCAUAUGUUUCAUUAUUCAUGCGUCAUUUAUGUGAACCUGGUGCUGAUAAUUCUGAAAAUUUUGCUGAUGGUGUUCCUCGUGAAGGUUUAAGUCGACAACAUGUACUUACUAGAAUUGGUGUGAUGUCCCUUAUUCGUAAGAAGGUUCAAGAAUUUGAAGAAAUAAAUGGUUUCUACAGUAUGCCAGAACUUAUUCGUAAACCCAUACAAACUAUAAAAGCAGCUGAUGCGUCUACUAGUUCCACACCAUUACCACGUUCUGAAGCUUCAACACCUACUACUACUGUGUCUGAAAAAGUUGAAGUUGAAACUGAAUCUAAACCUUUGGAUACUGAUGAAAAAUUAAAAGCAACAUUAGCAACUCCUGAAAUUAAGUCUGAUGAAGUAACAUUAGAAGAAGGUACUCCUAUUGUAGUUAAAACAGAAAAUGAAUUAUCUGCUAAAGCAGAGACUAAAGAAGAAUCAAGUGUUAUUUGUAAAGAAGAACAUGGAGCACUAGAUCUUCAAAAAGAAAAACCACAAGAGGAAAAAAUAACAGAAAAAGAAAAUACCCAAGAAAGCACUACUGUUGAUAUUAAAGCCGAAGUGCUUGAUACACCAACAGAACAAAAAGAAACUAAUUCAAUAGGAACAUCUGAACUUGAAAAAAAAGAAGAAGAAAAAGGAUCUGAACCGCUUGUAACUGAAAAUAAAGAAGAAGAAAAGAAAUCUGCUGAAGCUACCGCAAAAGCAUUGCAAGCAGAUGAUGAAGCUAAGAAGAAAUUAUUAGAAGAAGCGGAAAGAGCUAAAAUAGCUGCUGGUAUUGGAUCGGAAAAUGAUAAAGAAGAUAAGAUAACUAGGAAGUUUAUGUUUAAUAUUGCUGAUGGUGGUUUUACUGAACUACAUACAUUGUGGGUAAACGAAGAAAAAGCUGCAGUCCCUGGGCGUGAAUAUGAAAUCUGGCACAGAAGGCAUGAUUAUUGGUUAUUGGCGGGUAUUGUAACACAUGGCUAUGGUCGUUGGCAAGAUAUUCAAAAUGAUAUUCGAUUUGCUAUUAUCAAUGAACCGUUUAAAAUGGAUGUAGGCAAAGGAAACUUUUUAGAAAUCAAGAACAAAUUUUUGGCAAGAAGAUUUAAAUUAUUAGAACAAGCUCUGGUAAUUGAAGAACAACUUAGACGAGCUGCUUAUUUGAAUCUUACACAAGAUCCAAAUCAUCCAGCAAUGUCAUUGAAUGCUAGGUUUGCUGAAGUAGAGUGCUUAGCUGAAUCACAUCAACACUUGUCCAAGGAAAGUCUAGCAGGGAAUAAACCUGCUAAUGCUGUUCUUCAUAAAGUGUUGAAUCAGCUCGAAGAACUUUUGUCAGAUAUGAAGUCUGAUGUAAGCAGAUUACCUGCAACAUUAGCUCGUAUUCCACCAGUUGCCCAAAGACUUCAAAUGUCUGAAAGAUCAAUAUUAUCACGUUUGGCUGCUACUACAUCUUCAGCCACUUCUACUACCCAGCAACAACCUGGAGUCGGAACAAUAAGUAAUCAAUAUCCUAAUGGUUUUCAAAAUGGACAAUUAAAUGGUGCAUUUGGCAAUACAAAUUUCACUAACUUCAGACCCCAGUAUUCAGUUCCUGGACAACAAACAUCAUCAUCUAGCACUGCAUAAGUUACAUUUCAUAUUCAUCAAAAACCUUUUUUAUUAUUUCAUUUCUAGAUCUCUACAUCUAAAACAGAAAAACA
Molecule: messenger RNA, 6393 nt
Organism: Sipha flava (yellow sugarcane aphid)
Lineage: Eukaryota; Metazoa; Arthropoda; Insecta; Hemiptera; Aphididae
Gene: Mi-2
Product: chromodomain-helicase-DNA-binding protein Mi-2 homolog
Exons: 33
Coding region: 326-6319 (1997 amino acids)
Biological process (GO): chromatin remodeling; negative regulation of transcription by RNA polymerase II
Cellular component (GO): nucleus; chromatin
Molecular function (GO): DNA binding; ATP-dependent chromatin remodeler activity; chromatin binding
Source: RefSeq, a predicted model, not a curated record